AUGACAGAAGCAUGCCAGUCGCCCCCGGCGACGGAAUUAUCUAAAGCAGAGCGCUUCAAAGCCACGCAUCUUGCCGCGCGCCAUGGCAACUACCACCAGUAUUACACCAAAUUCCGUGCGCCCACCGUUCCAGACGAGCGCCUCUUCAUUCUUCCCUCAGAGAUCCUACACAACGCUCGAGUCAUAGACCUAGGCUGCAACGCGGGCAAAUUGACCCAUGAAGCGAUAGCGCACUGCGGCGCAGCCGCCUCCGUCGGUGUCGAUAUCGACCCAUGGCUCGUCGAACAGGCGAAAGCAGCGUACCCGGACGGGCCGUGUACAUUCGAGCAUUUUGACUUCGUGGAUGCGUCUGCAUACACGGGUACCGCGCUGGGUAAGUUCGACGUUGUCUUACUACUCUCCGUGACCAAGUGGAUACAUCUCAACAGUGGGGACUCUGGGAUUUUGACGCUAUUUGCGCACAUACAAAGCAUUUUGAAUGACGGGGGUUAUCUCGUCGUGGAACCGCAGCCCAUGAGCAACUAUGCCAGAGCUUCCAGGAAGAAUAAAGAAUUGAGAGAAGCGUAUAAGACGAUCCAGAUCAGGCCUCCGUUUGAGGAUGAGCUGAAAGCACAGGGAUUUGAGAGAAUAUUAAAAUUUGAGAGGGACGAGGAGGGAUUCGCUAGGCCUGUACAUGUUUGGAAAAAAGUUUCAUGA
This is a messenger RNA of Penicillium olsonii, 696 nucleotides long. The record is from the annotation of a GenBank genome assembly. NCBI's taxonomy places the organism in Eukaryota, Fungi, Ascomycota, Eurotiomycetes, Eurotiales, Aspergillaceae.